CGUUGGCCUUUUCCUUGCUAAAUAAUUGGGGAGUCGACAAUUGGAUUUUCUCUCGGCUGUUCACGUGGACAUCCACCAGGCAGGCAAGCUGUUUUUACAAACUUCAGUUGUCUUGAAACUGCUCAACGAGCUUGUACUAUUCAAAACUGGCGUCGCUAGGCUUAUUGCUGCUACUAUGGACGGUAUGCCAAUGCACAAAUGCCCGGUCCAUGGGGCCGGAACCGGGGACUCUCACCAAUGUCAUGUUGCAUGAUAUCUGCACUCAGAAUCCUUAUGGACCGAAGCGUUUCUUCUUUGACCAGGGAGAAAAUGGCACCCUCAUCGCCAAGAAUCUCGACUACGAUCGCAUGGUCGCCAUCACAUCUAAAAGCUAUUACUCGACUUUCUACGACCAACAGCAGCAAGCCAUGUCCGGUGGCAACAGUCGAGUCUGCUCCGUCGAAUUGACAACUUGUCCCGCUUGUUCGAUUCAGGUUCACUUGAAAAUCCUCAAUCUUCCCGCCUGCGAAAUCAGCCCCAACGUCACAAGCGCCAACCGAUGCAGCGGAUGCGAUCAUUUAGUUAUCAAGGAGAACUUUUAUUCGACUCCGCGUCUCAUUUGUGGCAAGUCUGCCAGGACUGUGCACGACCCACGCACGCAGGAAAACUACCGUUCGGUCGGCCGUACAUUGACCAUUAGUUUCUCAUUUAGUCGUAAUUACGAAUACGCUUUCCUACUGGAAUUCGCCUCUGUUGUAAAUACGAGGACGAUUUCAGCGAGAAGUGGCGAAGGCGGAUACAUCAGUAGUCCUCAUUUUCCCGCCGUCUAUCCGCAAGAUUACAGCAAUGAAAUCAAAUUACAGAACCUCGACUUCGUCAACGGCACUACGUCUAACACCGGAUGCAUCAUGCUCAUUUUUGACGACUACGCACUCGGAUUGUCAUCUUUCAUCGAGAUAAGUGACAGCAAUGAAGUCAGGCAGUAUGCCCUUGGAAGUUCGCUAUUCCGCCCACCGGUUGUGUUGAUCCAGAGCUACAGAAUGGCAAUCCGGUUCUUCGCUAAUGGCGGAAGAGCUUCUGGCUACCGAGCCUCUUACAGAUUUAUCAACGAAUCGGCAGAUUUGAUAGAGAUUCCGAUUACGGAUUGUGGCGGAUUAGUGGACGAUUUUGGUGGUGUUAUUACCAUGUAUAACAUGUCUUCUCCAAACGCAGCAAGGCUUUACGAUUGCAUCUGGCUGAUUAAACCGCUGCCCACUUACCAGCAAAAUACGAAAUCCCAUCUGUUUGUUCGAGUGGAGCAACUCAGCUCUCUUGAACGAGGAACAUCACUAGACAUCCGCCAAGGAUUGAUAUCGCUGUCUCCAUUGAUUGAAUCCCUGACAACUACAGUCAGUCCACAAUCCUUAACUUCCGAAUACUUGGUUCCGGCGGACGUUGGCUUUUACAUCCGACUUCGCGGAAGAUUGAACAACGAAUUCAAAAUGGCCAUAGCUUAUGCGGCUUUCAGCUACACUGAAUGCUUCGCCAUCAAAGACUUUGUCUGUCUGAAUCAUCGAUGCAUUUCAAGUGAUUUGCGUUGCGACGGAUUCAAUCACUGCGGCGACGACAGCGACGAGCAAACAUCGUGUAGCGACAAAGCAAUUUCCCCGCAAGACCCUAUUUGGUGGAUGACUCACACUCCAAAGUACUACUUUCCAAAGCUCAACGAUUACGGCGACUUUGGCGCCACUUCAUUCGUCUUGCUGGUUGCUACAUUGGGUGUAGUCCUUUUUAUCGCCAGCAUUUUGGCUUUGCUCUAUCGAAUGUCGUCUCAUUCCCAACUGAUGCGGGAACGCCAAGCCCGACUGGAUUUCAUUCGCUCCCAAAUAAUCAACAAUCCAGAUGAACGUGAGGUCGAAAUAGAAAACCCGCCAAGCUACGAGGCGCCACCUGAUUACGCUGAAAUAGCGAAAAUAGCCCAAAUGGAAAAGGAAAGUGAAAUCAGUUACACGAAUGGGAGAGUUUUGGUGAUUUCGACGCCAACUCCCGGUAACAAGAGACGUAGAGAAUUGAUGAGGCAAUCAAGAAACCAGUUGGGAUCAGGAGAUUUACUGAGUGCUACGCCAACUUCAUCAAGAUCGUCGACACCUGCUCGCUCACGCAACUCUACUCCUCAACGGAAUCGAGUCCGUCGUACUCCCGUCCAAAUUCUCACUCCUGUCCACAUCAACCACCUUCAGGCUAUCGAUUCCUUCAUCCCAAACAGCCCACCUCCUCCUUACGAGAUCAAUCUGGAUAGUCCGUUUCACAUUGUUCGACUAGUGGAAGACGGCCAAGCAAUUCCACCCAAUGAGAGCAGUGACGAUCCAAAUAUUGAGGUGGCAACUGAAACUCCACUUCCUGUCAAAGAGUCGGACUGCGGUUGCCCAGGAGCCUGUGGAUGCGGACCUCCUUCGCUUAAUUAUUCCAUGGACUCGACGGCCCCUCUUCUUCGAUCUCUCUCAUUUACAUCGAUCCAUGGUGCGGAUUUUGAAGUAGAACAGCCACCACCAGCUCCCAUUGAAAACCCAUCAGACAAAAAUGAAAAAGAGCAGCUUCCCUAUCCCGACGGAAGUUUUAAUGAAGCAAUUAACCAUCGCUUAGCCCGUUCUUUCCUCAGUGUCGAUCGCAGCCGUCAUCAAGCUCUUGGCAAGACAAAGAAGAUGCCCUGGAAUAAGUCGUUUUGAUUCCGUUUUGUUAACAUUAUCCGAGUAGUUAAUGUAUUAUGAUGCAUUAUGUAAGUCUAAUACUGUAUAUUAUCCAAGUGCAGAAAAACGUUGAUUCAUUCAAUAAUAAUCACGUAUGUAUAAUUUUUUAAUCGAUUUUAUUGUUGAAAGGUUUCCCUUGUUUUCUUACUAUUUAUGCAGAAUAAUAAUACACCUGCUGAUUUCGAUCGUUUUGUAUUUCCACCCUUGAAGUCCAGACUAUCUGGUACAUCACAAGGUAUUUCGCACUUGUUUUUCUAUGUUUGUAAAAUAUCGCAAUGAACAUCACAUUAUACAGUAAAAUAAGUUUUAGAAUCAAA
Messenger RNA from Daphnia pulex (common water flea), 3022 nucleotides. RefSeq lists its product as uncharacterized. The record is from RefSeq and is a predicted model, not a curated record. The transcript is spliced from 13 exons. The coding region runs from base 210 to 2684 and encodes 824 amino acids. Lineage: Eukaryota; Metazoa; Arthropoda; Branchiopoda; Diplostraca; Daphniidae. Gene Ontology annotation, molecular function: protein binding.